Molecule: messenger RNA, 945 nt
Organism: Ascochyta rabiei
Lineage: Eukaryota; Fungi; Ascomycota; Dothideomycetes; Pleosporales; Didymellaceae
Exons: 1
Coding region: 1-945 (314 amino acids)
Source: RefSeq, a predicted model, not a curated record
AUGCGUCUAAACCUCUUUUCUGCAGCCCUCCUCGGGCAAUGUCUGGUCGCUGCACAAGACCUUGCUAAUGUUACAUGGCCCAACUCUUUUCCUAAACAAAUCGCUGCUGUACGCCGUCGCGAAGGGCUUACCACCUCAGAAUUUCAGUAUCACCAUAUCUUUGUCCACGGUCGUAAGGCUUGGAACGCUCCAGAUACCGUCGAUCAGCCGCUUGCAUAUGUUCAAGACCACGUCUUCGAUUCGGCUUAUGGCAUCAACACCACCAAAAACAGCAUCAAUCCCAGCUAUUUUGGACACAGUGAUAUGACAGAGCUAUACAGUCGAUCUCAAGACGCAUUCGCUACUCCGCCGCCAAACAACUAUACCUCGACAAUCAUUGGCCCUGACGGCGCCGCCUUCAGCGACUUCUCUGCUUCCGUCAACAUGUAUGCCCAUGAGGUGUUCUACCCCGUGAACAGCAGUUGUCAGCAUCCUAUCCAAGCUAGUGCUCCAAAUGCAUUCUAUUGGAUUUUCGCCAAUGCAUCCAAUGCAAACACUUCUUCUUUUGAAAACGCUACAUUUGCUGGCUCAAUCAUGGACAGUCUAGUCUCAGCCUUUCCUCCUGGAGCCAUCUACAAUGCCAGUAUCCACACCUCGGUUGCCGGCAUGGACUCACGUGGUUAUUAUGGUGGCUAUAACAACCCGACGCUCAACGCCGUACUGAAGUUCUGGCUGUGUGACGACCACCAGGCUAUCACUGCGUUUCGAAAGGCGCAGUCGGGCCUCAUCUCACAGAAUGAGAAGCUACAGAUCAAUCUCGACAAUAGCUUUGUUAUCUUCACUCGACCGAUCUUGAUCUAUGACCGUACAACUAACACUCCUUUCGAUACAGCAAGGGCCCAGAAAGCUCUUCUCACCAACGGCUUCAGCAGCAACGCAAUUGUAGCUCCGCUCAACUUAACUUAG